AUGUCAGUUACAAUCAGACCAAUUGAAGAGAAGGAUAAGCCGGAGUGGUUGCACUUGUGGACGGGAAAAGGCGGGUAUAUUGAGUUUUACAAUUCGCUCGACAAAAUCACACCUGAAAUUUCAGAUACAACUUUUGCCAGAUUUUUGGACGCCAACGAGCCCGUAUACUCUGUUGUUGCUGUUGACGAUUCGGGUAAGAUCAUUGGGUUUGCCAAUUACUUGACACACAGAAAUACAUGGACUGUUGAAGAUGCACUUUAUCUCAAUGAUUUGUUUGUUAGUUCCGAGAGCAGAUUGCAUGGUGUUGGAAGAAAGUUGAUUGAGUAUAUCUAUGGCGAAGCCGAUAGAUUAAAGUGUAAGAAAUGUUACUGGAGCACCCAAUUUGAAAACCACCGUGCCCAGUUGUUGUACACCAAAGUAGGUGUUAAGAGUGGGUUUUUAUUAUAUAGAAGACCCUGA
This is a messenger RNA of Candida albicans SC5314, 459 nucleotides long. RefSeq names its product D-amino-acid N-acetyltransferase (gene HPA2). Gene Ontology annotation, biological process: protein acetylation. The coding region runs from base 1 to 459 and encodes 152 amino acids. Gene Ontology annotation, cellular component: cytoplasm. Gene Ontology annotation, molecular function: N-acetyltransferase activity. The transcript has a single exon. The record is from RefSeq and is a predicted model, not a curated record. Lineage: Eukaryota; Fungi; Ascomycota; Pichiomycetes; Serinales; Debaryomycetaceae.